AUGACAUCUCCGACUUCUGAAGACUCUUUUGAAGCCACAUAUGCGGUGGACAUGCACUGCAAUGGAUGCGUGGAAGACAUCAAAUCAUGUCUGGCAGGCAUCCCAAACCUCUCAUUGGACUUCCACGUCCCUAAAAAGCUUUUGGCAGUAAAGGGCACAGCGGCUCCUUCUGUCAUCAUCUCGACGCUACAGAAGUGUGGGCGCGAUGCCAUCAUAAGGGGCACAGGGAAGCCUAACAGCGCGGCAGUUUCGAUUCUCGAAACAUUCGAGCCCGUGGCUGAUAGCGAUACCCCUGUGAGAGGAUUGGCGCGGAUUGUGGGUGUGAGCGAUACGAAAACGUGGGUUGACAUCACGCUCAAUGGACUGCCUCAACCCGGAAAAUAUUAUGCAUCGGUAAGGGAGUGUGGAGACAUUUCCAAGGGCGCUCAGUCUACGGGAGGGCCGGUGUACAAAUUUGACGAGCCUAUCGACUGCAGCUCUCCUAGUGACCUGGGCAAAAAUCUCUACAGCGGACAGGCAUUUUUGAGCGCGCCACUAAGGGUGUGGGAGCUUGUGGGACGCAGCUUCAUGGUCACAAGCGAUCCACAGCACCGGGCUGGGCAUGGCUACGAGAUCUGCGGCGUGCUUGCGCGCAGCGCAGGUGUGUGGGAAAACGACAAACAGGUCUGCGCAUGCAGCGGCAAGUCAGUUUGGCAGGAGCGUAAGGACGCUCUGGAGCACAACAUCCAGCACUGA
Lachancea thermotolerans CBS 6340 is the source of this 735-nucleotide messenger RNA. It is a transcript of the gene CCS1, whose product is annotated as copper chaperone CCS1. The record is from RefSeq and is a predicted model, not a curated record. Lineage: Eukaryota; Fungi; Ascomycota; Saccharomycetes; Saccharomycetales; Saccharomycetaceae. Gene Ontology annotation, molecular function: superoxide dismutase copper chaperone activity; copper ion binding. The transcript has a single exon. Bases 1 to 735 code for a protein of 244 amino acids. Gene Ontology annotation, cellular component: cytoplasm. Gene Ontology annotation, biological process: removal of superoxide radicals.